CGGAUUUCCCCUCGGUUUCUUCCUCGGGCUCAGAGAAGGGGAGUUCACCGUUUUCAGUUAAUCUCAGGACAGUCACGCUACAAGAGGCCACGACCGUUACCUCAGCAUGUGUGGGUCAUCUAACAAGCUCGCAGCAACUGCAACUGUUAUGCAUCCGAGGAGACGUCACGAUAAUGGUGUGGGAGGAAGCGGAAGAGCAAGAGGAGGAAGAGGAGGAGGAGGAGGAGGAGGAGGAGGAGGAGGGAGAGGAAGGAUUGAAGGCGAACACUGGGUCUGCUGCUGGUCAUAAACCUCAGAGCACGCGAGACAAAUCAAGCGGAGCAGAGGACGAGGGAGAGAGAGUCCGUCGAUCUCCAGCCAGUGGAUUCUCCAGACCAAUGGCUAGAGAUCGCUGGAGGGAGAAUGGGCGGUUACUUAAGUGGGUAAGGGAUAUAGACUUCCACGAGGGUCGGUCUUUUGCCGAAAAGCCCCCGUCUUUAAGGGUCCUCUACUGCGAUCUGCUGCCAGUUGAUUGUCUUCACCAGACCGACAGCGCGCCAGCAGCAGCCUUAGACCUUCUGCUCUUGCUUUCUUCUAAUCGGACGGUCUCUGUCCACCGGUGGCAACCAUCAAUCGCUGAGCUUGUGUGUCUUUGGUCGCUAGUUCUUCAACCCCCUCCAUCUACUGCACCCUCUCCACGAGCAAGCGAUCCCCUCCCUCCUUCCCCUCCUUCCUCCCUAAUGGUGUCUGCUGCCGCGAGUUCCUCCUCAUCACAGCCUCAUCAAGGCGGCUGUCCCGGUGUGCAAGGUGGUAAUAGGAAUCGGACAGGAGGAGGAGGAGGAGGAGGACAGGUGGCAAGUGGUCGUGAACACGUGGCGGCGUGCAGAGUCGCCACGUGUCUUAUCUCCUGUGGCCAAGUCCGCCGUGGCGUGGGGCAGCCGCAGAGAGAAGUGCAACCUCAGGACGCCAAAGUGGCACGGGAAGAUCGGCUGCUGAAUCCCGAGGAGGCUCCACUGCUGCAAGAAAACGACAAACAAGGACCCGGUCAUCGCCGAUCCCGGUGGGGCUAUCCCGACCAGGUGACUGCAGAAAGGAGGUUGCUGAUGGCAUUAUCCUUUGAAGAUGAGGGUGGGUGCCACGUGUUAUCUGUCAAUUUGAGGAGAGAGGAAGGAGGUGGUGCGCUGACCAAGGAACAACGUGGUAAGGAGGGUGAAUGUGAUGAGCAAGGUGGAGGAGCGACGAAGGAGGAAGUACACCAUUGUAGCGUAGUCUAUCUCGAGACCGCGCAGUUGACCCAGAGCGGUGUUGGCGACCCAAGAAAACAUCUUGAUGGAGGUCUAUUCAGGGAAAUGGAUACAUCUAUAAUCGAUCUCGUGAUUGUGGGAGCGAGGACGGUGGGAGGAAAACGCGGAGCGGAGGUGUGGGGCGGAGGCACAGCUGCAGGAGGAACCAGGGAAAUCAGGGAUGGAGAAAGGGUUGUUGGUGAACAAAUAGAAGUAGCGUUACAAAGAGGAGGACCUAGGGGAGCUAAAUUAGAGGUGCGACAACAAGGAGGAGGAGGAGGAGGAGGAGGAGGAGGUCAAGCAAAAGUAGGAAGAGGAGGAGGAGAUAGAGCAGAAGUGGGUGGAGGAGGGUGGAGGGGAGGACGAGGAGUAGAAACAGGAGGAGGAGGAGGAGGAGGAGGAGGAGGAGAGUACGUAAGGAGCGGGCAAGUCGCUGAAGGAAGGAAAAAAGAUGAGGGGACCGGAGGAAGGGUAGAAGGAGGAGAAGGAGGAGGAGAAGGAGGAGGGAGGAAGAUAGACAUUAAGGGAAGGGAGGUGAUUGGCAUUCUGUAUGCAGAAGAGGGACUGGACUACCGUCUUGUGCAUGUGGUCACCGUUAGAGUGGGUGUUAGCAGGGGACUGGUAACGGAAGGACCGUUUAGAAUGACUAACCUCCACCCAACUACCACUCUCCUUGUUCCUUGUCCGGAUUGGGUAGGUGUAAGGAGUAGUUUGGAUCCUAAGUUGCCCAAGGGGUCUGCCGAGUUCUCCGCAUCAGGUGCUAACCCCCCGGAUGAGCACCAGAAAUGGGAUGGCAGGGGCUGGAAUCCGGUAAGAAGGGCACGAGGGGGGGUUCUUGCUAUAUCCAGUGAAGAAUUGGUAUUCAUCAAUGGUGUGAAGGAAGAGACUCACCUGGUCGUGGUUUCGAUGCCGGGCCUGCCUGCCUGUUGGGAGUGGGCAAGCUUCAGGACGCUGCUGAUCGGCGACACACUAGGGUGUCUUCAUCUGGUGCAAAUGGGGCGAGAGGAGGGAGGGUGGACUGUCCGGCGCUUCCCUUCCUCAUUGUCACCAUCUUCCUCCCCUGAGGUUUUGUCAGUUCUUCCUUUGACUCGUUAUCGACUAACGAAGUCCUCAACUCCUGCUUUUACUCUUGUUCCUCCUCCUCCUGCUGCCCAUCCUCCUCCUCCUCCUCCUCCUCCUCCUCCUCCUCCUCCUCCCUCCUCAGGAAGAACGACAUCGAGUCAUCAGAUGUCCCAUACGCCAACGUCAUCGUAUGCAGUCCGUCGAUCUUGCAGGUCUGCUCCCUGCCGAGACUGCGGCAAAGAGAGAGGGAGUGAGCGUAUGGUGUUGUUCACCGGUAGCUAUUUUGGAAGCUCGCAAGCUCUGUGUUUUCUCGCUCCAUGCAACCACUGCGGAGACAUGAUCUGCUCUUUAGAUGAUCACCAUAGCCUGAGCUGUAGUGGCGAUGGUGUGGAGAUGGAGGGGAAGGAGAGUCCAGCUCGCACUUUGAGGGAGAGGGUAACCCCGACCGGCCUUCGAAAUCGGACAGGAGUCGUGAAUGUGAAUAGGGAUCUCCUACCUCGUUGUCCCAGCAGGGAAAGAUCCCUAGGAAGCAGAGGGAAUCGAGUGAAGCAGGGGAGAGGAGGGGAGGAAGGUGGGGCGGUACCUAGUAUCGAGAGGGAAGACGAGUCUCUGCUACUCGUGCAAGAGCUCGUUGAAGGAACAGGAGGGGUCAGAUGCGUAGCAACCCUUGAUUUGAUCGAUGACGGGGUGGAUGGAGGGGGUUUAGGAAGCGAACGCCAGCUGCUAGUUGGCUGUGGUAGAGCCCCUCGGGGGAUGGUGAAGAGGGGUUUCCUGGGGGUUGCGCUCCGCGAGCGGCGGUGUCAUUACAUAGCUCACUGCGGCCAGAAGUGGAUGACGUCAAGGAUAAAUGGUUUUCCGUCUCUGGUGAAGUCCUUCAAAGAGAACCAGGAGAGUGAGUUCCACACGCACGUGCUUCUGUCCUUUGGGACAUAUCCCGGCAGUCCCGGGUUUCCCCCCUUUCUUCCGGGUAACGGUCGUACUCAGGUUCUGGUUAUCAGAGGGCGAACAGUAGAGGAUACGAAGAUAAAUGGCUUUGAGGAAUGUUGUAGCACACUUGCUGUGGGGCCUGCACCUGGUGGGUGGAUCAUACAAGUCACGGACACUUGUAUUCGAGUCGUUUCUCAAGCUCGCGGCCUGGUCGGUGUAUGGUCUCCUCCGUCCUCAUCAUCGUCGCUAUCCCGACCUGCACCUGCUUCAACCUCGGCCAAGAAUUCCUUCAACUCCUCGUCCGCGGGCCCGUCGUCAUCGCCAUCGCUAUCCAGACCAACUUCAUCCUCUAAGACGACUUCUUCCCUCUUUCCCCACACUUCUUCCUCCAAAACUGCUUCUUCUUCUUCUUCUUCUUCUUCUUCUUCUUCGUCGACGUUGUCAUCGUCAUCGCAGUCAAAGCCGCAUUCAGGUGGUGAUAGACUGAGAGGGAGCAAUGAGACUCAGAAGGGGAGCAGCUUAAGAGCAGAGAGAGAGAGCGGAGUGCUGAGAGGAGGGAAAGUGGAAAGAGUAAUAACAAGUGAGGACAAGGCAGGAUCAGUUCUGUUUGCUGAUGUGGAUGGGUGCAGAGUAGUGGUGGCCACGACAUGUGUCAUAUUUGCUGUGGGGAUAGACGAGCUCACAGGGACCGCAACUGCUCUGGGAACGACAGAGCGUUCCCAGCAAGUGUCCGCCAUAGCGCUGGGGCAAGUUAUGGUAGAGCCGCAUGCAUCUGCCUGUGCAGGUGGCAGAUCACCUGGUGUCAUUCGCACGACUAGUAAUAGCGAGGACCUCAAGGACCUUGACAAAAGGAAUGUAGAGGAGGCAGCGAACCGUUCUGACGUGAGUUGUAAUCGUAAUGGGGCAGUGAUGAUGGUUCUCCUCGGGCAGUGGACAACAAAUACCGCUCACGUUUUGACGUGGCCAAGUCUGGUGGAGACGGUUGCAGUCUCUCUAGGAUCUGCUCCUGCAAGGUCUCUGCUUUCUGCUCGGCUGGGAGGAUCCGACUAUCUGUUUGUGGGUACCGGUGAUGGGCGAGUGGUGUACUAUGAGCUGCACUGCCACAACUUUUCUGAGAGCAAUCGAGCAGGAAGAGACUCUGAGCACGAUGUUAGCAAAGCCACCUCACACUGUGAAGUUCAGGCAUGUAAUCCAAAGUCAAGAAGAUGGGCAGCAGCACAGGGGAGCAAUUCGAAUCGGGCACAGGGUUGGGCGGUGGAGGUGGUCGAGGUUGCUGUAUCAGGAGGAGGAGAUAGAGGAGGAGGAGGAGAAGGAGGAGGAGGAGAAGGAGGAAGAGGAGGAGGAGAAGGACAUUAUGCAGAGAAACCGUGGGAGGAGAGGGAGAAAGCGUGUGGAACACAGGCUGAAGCUUGUGGUCGAUACGAUCUAACGGCUGGAAGUAUUGGAUCGACAGGAAAGAAAGAAAUUCUCAGCAAAUUUUGUUUGCGAGAAGGUCGAGCUAUGAGGGUCGGAGAUGGCGAGGUGCGUCUUGAGAAAGGAAGAAGAAGAGGAAGAAGAGGAAGAAGAGGAAGAAGAGUAAGAAGAGAGAAUAGUGCACGAACUCAUGGGCUACUUGCGGGCAUCUUGCCUUCUGGGGUGAUGACGUCAACACAGUUGAUAGGGAACGAUCUUGAAGAGGAAGGGAACGAACAGGGAUAUGGGGAGAGUCGUCAUCUACUGGCAGAAGAGGAGUGGAUUUAUGCACAUGACGGUCAGUUUGCAGAUGUCCUCUUUUUGCAAGGCCCAGGGCACUCGGGACCGAGGGCCUUUCGCGUUCAGAGGACCGACGUCGGAACAGGGCCCAGGGCAGUGUCGUGGACCAACUCCCCAGAGUUGCACGACUCUUUGUUAUGUGUCUCUCUUGAUGGGCACAUCAGCUUCGCCCAGGUUGAUCUCUCUGUACGCCUCAGAUGGCAGAAGACACUAGUGAAAGGCACUCCUUGCCAAAUGGCUUAUCAUACAGAUACCGGAGUCAUAGCCAUAACCACCGUGGAUGAGGAGGGUGGAGCUUGUCUUCAACUCCUUGAUAUUCGGUCGUUGAAUGAAGUAGCCGUGCUGCGCCUUGGUGCCCAGCAUCACCCCUGUGCUUUGCAGGUUCUGCCCCUGGCCUGUUCCUCGAAACUUCGUCAGCCUGACAGAGGGCAGAGUCGAAGCAGGCAGUUUUUGGUGAUGUCAUCACACAUUGUCACCGAUUCUUCCCAAGCUUCCCUUCACAAAACCGCAACGAAUGUGCUUUCAUUCUUCGAAAUCGUCAGAAGAGCCCAGAUGGUAUCAAACAGAGAGGAUGGAGAGCAAGGGGUCUGCUUGCUCCUACAUGGGACAUAUCCACUGGACGGCUUGUGCUGCAGCCUGGACCAGAUUCUGUUCCCAGGUCCUGCACCAGGUCCAAAUCAUCACCAGGGGUUCCCGUGUGGGGGUGGAUCUGGAACAAAGUCGAUCCGAGGGCCAUUGGAUGGUGUGGGUAUUCAGCAGGUGGAUGGAGCUCACGUUCCCUGCUGCGACCUCGACCUACAUGUUCAUCACCAGCAAGAACUACUUCCCGUACAAAACACCGAGGAGACAAGACACCCACCAUUGUUGUCGUCAAGCCCUGUGACCAGUGGAGUUGGCACCUCCCAGCCUCUCCUCACUGAUCCGAACGAGACAGGGGAAGAAGAGGAGGAGGGGGAGGGGGAGGAGGAGGGAGGGGCAGUUAUGUGUGUGAGAGAGAGCCACCAGCAGCGACUCAGGCGUUUCCGAGCAAUGCUUGGCCAGGGAUGGGCGUUGGAAAAUGACAUUGUCUUUGCCACCAAUCAGGGCUGGCAGGCAUUUAUGGAAGAAGCUCCUGGGUUGUCGUCGGAGUUCAGACUGCUGGUUGCUGGUUGCUGUGGGUCUAUUUGUGUUUUCUGGGUGUUUAUCGACGAUACAGGCGAUGCAAGACUGGCUAUGGAGGUUUCCUCUGCUAUAGAUGCUGCCAUGGAGCCAUAUUUCGCUGCCUUAAUGGCGGAUGAGGAUUCCCUGCCUGCCCAACGGUUGCUCUUGUCAAGUCGCAGAGCCAACCUCUGUUGCCAUGACCAGAGAUCAGAAGACGAAGCAAAGUUUGAGAAGGACGAUACAGAUGACGAGCAAGAGGAAGAAGAGGAUGACGAUGAGGGUGAUGAGGACGACGAGGAAGAUGGUGACGAUGCGUAUAAUGAGGAGAGGGAGAAGGAAUUGUUUGACGGGAACAGGUAUCGGGGAGGUAGAUGCGGAUCCAGAGAGCAGAAGAUGCAGAGCCGCCACUUGGGCCCAAGAACGUUGUCUUGCACUGGUCCCGGUACUCAUAAAUGGGGCAAUCUGGUUACUGAUGGGAAUACAGAUGUACAGGGCCAAGGAGAAACAGUGCCAUCCUAUGAAGUAGGACAGCAAGAGGAAAGGAGGAGGAGGAGGAGGAGGAGGAGGAGGAUCCAAAGCUCUGAUAGUAGUGAGGGCAGGGAAAGUCCCUCAGGUUUCCGGGAUGGAUGGGUAGGUCCACCCACGGUGACAGUGAUGUCAAGGGAGGCUGGCUCAGCAGCCUCCACUUCAGCCCCGCUCCACAGCAAUGGGGUAGGAGAGGAGGAAAGCUUUAGCAGCAGGCUAGAGCAGCAGCCAGGCCAUGGAUUGAGAACAGGGUCCACAUUGCAAAAGGGACGAGUUCUAGUUCAGAAGGUGGCUUGUGCUCCAACCCCGAACCUUGGCCUCGUGGUGGACAUAUCCUCUUUCGGGAGCACCAUAGCUGCAGUGGAGAUUCUCCAGUCGUUUGCAGUCUAUGAGCUGGACAUUCAGCAGCACACCAAUUGCCGACAAAUGACGACAGAAGCAGAUUUAUAUCCUGUCUUGCAGGACAAUCACUGGGCCAUCGCACCUCAUUGCAUACUCUCUCUCUCCCCAUCGCUUUUCCUGGCAGCUGCACACCUUUCCGGUGUGCUGCUGCUUGAACGGAAUAAAACCCGGGAGUUAUGCAGGCACCCGCAAAGGGCCACGGCAGAGGGAGGGGAAACCGACGAGCUUGGGCGGGUCAGGGCAGUUGUCAAUGAGGUAAGACGAGCGAGUCAUCCAGGUGGACUUCAACGACAUGAAGCGAGCGAACACAGCAGCAGCAGCAGCAGCACCUUGGGUAGCGAAAGAUCAAGGCUCCCAGCGGCAGCGGAUGUGAACCGCCAGUCUGUGGAACAGGAACUGUUGGGACAACCUGGAACUGUGCCUGGACCAGGGAACCAAAGAGGAACACAAGCGGGACCAGCAGGCACGAGCACAACACCCGUAGCAGGACCACAGGCAACAUCUUCAGCCGCGGUGAAUGGACAGUUCGUGGAACACGGCGUUGUCAGUUUUGAAAGAACCAGACCUAGACCUGGGAGUGAAACAGGGACAGAAAGAGGACCAGCAGCCGUCGUACAAGGGCGAAAUGCUGUACCCACGAGAUCAGCUGUCCGUAUGGCCACUGUGGUCGAUGAGAGAUUGCCGGAACGGGCAGCAGCAGGGGAGUAUGCGGAACCAGAGCCGGGACCAAGAGAUCGGGAGGGAACACAGAGAAGGCACGGACCAGGUGGAGGAAUAUUUGGCAGAGUAUCGACAGAAUCUGGGUCUGGCACACAAAAGGACUCUCUUCAAGGUCUCUCUCUGUUGGCUGCAUGUCAGUUGCCCGCAGCCAUUGCAGGUUUUACGAAAGGUCCCCUGGGCAUACAUCCGAGGAGGAUUGCAGCGCCAGAGCAUCAAAUUGAAUGUGCUGUAAAGGGCCAUGUUCGUGACAGCCAUAUUGAGAGCCCAGUAGGCUCAGCCGAGUCAAAUCUGAGGGAGAUGGUGUCAUCUACCCCCAAGUACCAGAAGCCACAGAAUUGUGGCGAACCGCAGCCGCAGAAUGGGGGCAGUGCACUAUUGCGAGGACCAGCGACAGGCUCUGUCAUAAACUCCCUUGCUUCUGGUUACAUCCAAACGACAAACACUGACAACAAGAAUCUUCCAGAGAAAUCCAGUCGCCAGCGGCGUUGCUCCUCCUCCGAGUUUUUGUGCUAUGAACCAGAAAAUUGUGUAGUAUUUGUGACCUGCACCGGUCAGGUUGGGUAUUUAACGUUUGAUUCCGGAUCCUCCACAUCCAUUGCCCCUCCUUCUGUGUAGUUUGGGGGUGCUGUGAGCCGGAAAAUUGUGUAGUAUUUAUCACCUGCAGGGGUCAGGUGGGGUAUACUCUGUACAGUGUA
Chara braunii is the source of this 8485-nucleotide messenger RNA. NCBI's taxonomy places the organism in Eukaryota, Viridiplantae, Streptophyta, Charophyceae, Charales, Characeae. The record is from the annotation of a GenBank genome assembly.